Molecule: messenger RNA, 1732 nt
Organism: Ylistrum balloti
Lineage: Eukaryota; Metazoa; Mollusca; Bivalvia; Pectinida; Pectinidae
Product: dye-decolorizing peroxidase YfeX-like
Exons: 9
Coding region: 92-1252 (386 amino acids)
Cellular component (GO): cytosol
Molecular function (GO): heme binding; peroxidase activity
Source: RefSeq, a predicted model, not a curated record
CCGUGCUGAAAUCUUCGUCAUUUUCAGCUUCGCGUGGGCUCAGACAGACGUAUUUUAGUGCUUUUGAAAGGUGUCAGGCAGGUUUUGAAAUAUGGCUACCAUGAGAGGAUCGGCUAGACUCUUCCAAACCCUCCGCCCAGCCUGCUCACAAGGUCAACGACGUUUAUUGAGUACUGGAACUGGAGCAGGCGCGAAGUCAUGGCGGCCACUGGUGCUCGGUGCAAUGACGGCUGGCGCAGGCGCUUUCGGAGUAUAUAAGUACACUUGGGAGAGUAAAAGGAACGUAAUUGAGGACCUGCAAUCUCUAGCACCAAAACCAGUCCAUGCUGUAAACCUCCCUGAGGCUCAGCCCUCGGUAUGGUCAGGUGGUAAGAACAAUGCCCUCUACCUGUGGAUUCACUUGAAGCCUAAUGCCAAUGUGAAGGAUGUAGCAAAGGUAGCAUGCAAGUUGCAGAAGUUUGUAGACCAAGUGGUUGAUCCCAAGACCAAGGACGAAGAUGACGAGGUUCUGGCUGGUGUUGGGUUCGGACCAAACUUUUACAAACAAAUUGGAGGAAACGUAAAGCAAGACUACAACUUUGCCCACAGGAAAGGAGCAUUAGGAGAUAUGCCUAGCUCAGGUGGUGACGUGUUUUUCCAUGCAAAGUGUAACACACAAAGCAAGCUGUUUGAGCUCGCUCAGCUUCUGAUGAAGAAUAUGCCAGCUGGAAGUGUUGACAAGGCAGAGGACAUCUACAGCUUUGUAUUUAAGAAUGGCCGUGAUUUGUCUGGUUUUAUUGACGGAACAGAAAAUCCGGCUGAUGAUGAAUCUCGCCAGAACGUGGCGGUGGAACCAGGCACAGGAGGAAGUUAUGUGAUAACCCAGAAAUGGAUCCAUGAUUUCAGUGUUAUCAACAAUGAAAAAGACAAGACUAUGGAGGGAUGGGUUGGCAGGACCAGACCAGACAGUAUGGAGCUUAGUAGGAAGUCAAUCACCUCACACGUGGCCAGAAUGACUGGAGGAAAUGCAUACCAGCAAAAGAAAAAGUUUGAGAUGGUCCGACAGUCAAUGCCAUUUGGAACAGUAACAGGCGAGGCGGGUCUCUUUUUCAUUGGCUAUUGUGCAUCUCCUGACAAUUUGAACUUCAUGAUCGAUCGUAUGGUUGGAGCUGGAGGUGAUGGUCAGUCUGAUGACAUCAUGAAACUAACAAGGAAUGUCAAAGGAACCUACUGGUACUUCCCAGGAACAUCAGAACUCACCAAACUUGCAUAAACUGGUGCUGUAACGCACUCAGCUGAUUGUAAUGUGAUUAAGGACAAGGAAAAGUAGGAAAGAUGUUGUAAAAUUUCAUUUUGUAAAUAAGUUUGUCAUGCAGUUAGUUAAUGUAUGACAUUUAUGACUCAAAAGUUCCUGAAUUUCAUUGAUGCAAACAUUUUCAAUUUUCCUUGGAACAAGCUGAUAAAGAUGUCUUUAGUGUUACUGCUUCAAGUCCCCAUAGUGUUGAACAAAAGGUCAUUGUGUUGUUAGAUAUAGGGCAGUGUCUUUAUUCUACAUAAUCAGUGAUAUAUUAGCUCUAGUACUUUCAUGUCAGAUGAUAAUACAUUGUACAAGUUGGUACAGAUUUCUAUCUCAAAAAGAUUUAUAUAUUAAUAUAUAUUUUGUAUAGACAUUAAUAAGGGUCGGGAUUUUUUUUUGUCUGAAAUAUUCAUGACAAAUAUAUUCUAGAAUACAAUAAAGUAUUUUAGGUUGUAA